AUGAAUUUGAUGAACAUCCUAACUCCUGAAAUAUUCUAUGUUCUCGAUAAGCACUUCCAACAACCACUCAAAAAUGUGCCAAAGGUCUCUCUCCGUUUUCUGAAACUCUUUUAUGCAUGGAUCAGCAUCGCUUCAAUUUGGUACAUUGUCUUCGGAGCAUGGUUCCUUCGUGGAGCUGGAUCAUGGUACUCCUGCAUGACAGUUGUCUUGGCUGUCAUCCUCUCACUCGCAUUCUUCUACGAAUCCGAUGGACGAGGUUGGAAGAAGUUCGCGACCCUCUGCGUCUUCUGCGCUAUUCCACGCCUUCUGGUCUCUCCAAUCUACGCCGUGGCAAAGGUCCAGACAUCAAAUGUCAAUGGAACUCAGACUCCAGACUUUGUUGAAGCCUUCCACAACAUAUCUCUGUACGCUCAAACUCUUUUUAUUUCUCUUCUGAAACUCUAUUUCAGUUUUAGCUCGGGAUUCAAGGAGAAGCACAAUGACAUCAGCAUGAUCUGGUUCGUCUACUACUACAAUUUCAUGUUGAUCUUCAUAACAAUUCAAAGAGUCUCGGUUCGCAAGGCACUCGAUGAGAAGAAACAAAAGGUCUACGCGGAGACUCUGGUUGUCGAGGAGGCUCAAAGAGCCGAUGUCAAGCAAGGCACUGGACCAAUGCACAUUUGA
This is a messenger RNA of Caenorhabditis briggsae, 663 nucleotides long. The transcript is spliced from 2 exons. Lineage: Eukaryota; Metazoa; Nematoda; Chromadorea; Rhabditida; Rhabditidae. Bases 1 to 663 code for a protein of 220 amino acids. The record is from RefSeq and is a predicted model, not a curated record.